AUGACAUGUGAAGAGAUGAGAGCAGAAGACAAUGCUUCCACAAUAAUACAAUUUGUGCUCUUGGGAUUUUCUGACCGUCCAAACCUCCAAGGGUUACUAUUUGGGAUGUUCUCCAUCAUUUACGUUGUUAUCUUAAUUGGAAAUAGCCUGAUAAUAAUAAUAACCAGGUCUGAUGCUGCAUUACAGACACCCAUGUAUUUUUUCCCGGAGAAUUUUUCCUCCUUGGAAAUCUGUUACGUGUCUGUCACCCUCCCUAGGAUUCUGGUGAACCUUUCUACUCAAGACAGAAACAUUUCCUGGUUGGGCUGUGCCUCCCAAAUGGGCUUCUUCCUUAUGCUUAGAGCCACUGAAUGUUUCCUCCUGGUGGUGAUGGCCUAUGACCGCUACGUGGCCAUAUGUAACCCUCUGCACUACCCUCUAGUCAUGAACCGCAAGAUGUGUAUCCAGUUAGCUGUUGGCUCCUGGCUCGGUGGAAUUCCAGUCCAGAUAGGGCAAACAUGUCAGAUUUUCUCUCUGCAUUUCUGUAAUUCUAACCAAAUUAACCACUUCUUCUGCGACAUACCCCCCAUCCUCAAGCUAGCCUGUGCGGAUACUUUUGUGCAUGAGAUAGCAGUCUACAUAGUAGCUAUGUUGUUCGUUGCAGUUCCUUUUAUGUCGAUACUUACCUCUUACAGCAAAAUCAUUUCCACCAUCCUGAGGUUGCCAACAGCCAGGGGACGGGCCAAAGCUUUCUCCACCUGUUCUUCCAUUUUGCUGGUUGUUCUUUUAUUCUUUGGAUCGGCUACCAUCACCUACUUAAGGCCCAAAUUCAGUCAUACUGCAGGAAUUGACAAACUGCUCUCUCUUUUCUACACCAUAGUGACUCCGAUGUUUAACCCCAUGAUAUACAGUCUUAGGAACAAGGAUGUGAUUGCAGCACUGAAAAGGCUAUUACUUAAAAAGAUAGUGUGA
Molecule: messenger RNA, 951 nt
Organism: Mirounga angustirostris (Northern elephant seal)
Lineage: Eukaryota; Metazoa; Chordata; Mammalia; Carnivora; Phocidae
Product: olfactory receptor 10AG1-like
Exons: 1
Coding region: 1-951 (316 amino acids)
Biological process (GO): detection of chemical stimulus involved in sensory perception of smell; G protein-coupled receptor signaling pathway
Cellular component (GO): plasma membrane
Molecular function (GO): olfactory receptor activity; G protein-coupled receptor activity
Source: RefSeq, a predicted model, not a curated record